AGCCCCCCCACCCCCGUUGCCCGGACAACCGACUCCACCGCCGCCGGUGUCACCCUGCGGGCGGCUCCCUGGCCCCGGAGUGGCGCUGCUGGCCUGAGGCGGAGGAGGCCCAGAACCAGUUCGGAGGGUGCGAAGCGCUGGUCUCUGAGUGGGUUCAAGGCUCUGCCCAGAGGGACGAUCCCCGCCCCUUGCUGAUCUGGGUGCAGCAGAACUCAGGAGGUCCGCCUGUUUGGCGGAGGGGUUUGGGGUCAGCAGAGCGGCAUCUCAACAUCUUCUGUGGAGCUGACAAGCAAUUCCACUGUGGCCCAGAUACUUCCUAGCUGUGUGACGCUCGGCACUUAACCCCCAUUGCCUAGCCCUGUGCUGGUGAACCUAUGACACACAUGCUGGAGGGGGCUGCUCCCCUCCCCCCUUCCACCUCACCUGAGGACAUUUGGGAGCAUUUCCUCCAUCCCCUAUCUAGGGCUGUCCAGAGUGAUUAAUCAAAGGCUAAAGAUCUGAAGGCAUGAUGGGAAGAGAAAAAAACUAAACCAGCCCUGCUCAGCAAUGCAACAGGCGUGAUGGAGGUUGAAUCCUCAUACACAGACUUCAUCUCCUGUGACCGAACAGGCCGGAGGAACGCUGUCCCAGACAUCCAGGACGACUCAGCGGCAGUGAGCAUGAGGAAGCUGACGGGGGACAUGGGGGACCUGGCACUAGAAGGAGCAGAAGGACAGGCAGAGAGAAGCACAUCUGACAAGGAAACUGGUACCAGGCCUGAGGGGAGUGAGGGGACUACCACCUCCUGAGAGCUGCCUUUGCCCUGUUCCCUUUGUCCAGUGGCUGAAGGAAGAAACAAGCUGCCUGGGCUUCCUAAGAGGCAAACUUUCUGGCAUUCUCCCCAAGGACUACUUCCCUGCCCUACAGCAACUCUUCUGGGCACAGUGAAGCCAUGUGGGCUUCUGCAGACUUCCCUUUUCUUCUGCUCCACCCCCCAACCACAGAGGAAGCCUGUACUCCGGGCAGCUUUGCCCUGCUAUGGGGCCAUUGGUCUGAGGUCAGCCUCCAGAGGUGCUUUCCGAGCCCUCCCCCAGCCUAGGGAAUUGUGUGGCUUUGCCUACCAGGAAUUCCCUUUUCCAGGUCCACUUAGAUUAUAUACUGUAUUUGGCAAUUCAAAACGUAAUUUAUUUGGUUUGUACCUGUGGCACGGGAAUGGGGAGGUGCCACCUGCUCCCUUCCUUUGGAGGGCAGGUGGAAGCUAGGUCCCCUCCCUGGUCCUCUUGGGGGAGCCAUCAGCAGAGGCUUCAUGCCUCACCUUGACCCACUCAAUCCAGCUCAUUAAAUUCUGAGUGCCUACUCUGUUCAAGGCUCUGAAGAAAGCAAAAGAUGAGUCACAUCUGAUUGCUGGACUUAAUGUUUCAUCGCCCUUAGGACCAAAGGAGGGAUCCUUCCCAGCCCACAUAUCCAUUCCUUUUUACUCUUUUUAAACGUUUGACUUUAAAUAUUAGCCACCUUUUUUUCAGGGGGAGGGGAUGUAAAAAGGGGAGGGGGAGAUAGUGAAGACCAGCAGUUUAUCUCUGUGGGUUGCAGGGUGGUGACAAAGCACAGGGUGAAGGGGUGGGGGGUGGGUUAAUCAAUUCUUUGAUCUGUUUAGCUCAGACAAUGAUUCUCAAACUUCCAGACCCAUUCUUAAGGGAAUAACUUUAUUUCUCAAUUUGACUAAUUUGUGUCACCUUUCUACAAAGAUACUUGAUGCCUACCAGUUGGAAAAUAAAUUCAAACCUUUUGUGUGA
Molecule: messenger RNA, 1772 nt
Organism: Monodelphis domestica (gray short-tailed opossum)
Lineage: Eukaryota; Metazoa; Chordata; Mammalia; Didelphimorphia; Didelphidae
Gene: PKIG
Product: cAMP-dependent protein kinase inhibitor gamma
Biological process (GO): negative regulation of protein kinase activity
Molecular function (GO): cAMP-dependent protein kinase inhibitor activity
Source: RefSeq, a predicted model, not a curated record